Cynocephalus volans (Philippine flying lemur) is the source of this 3153-nucleotide messenger RNA. RefSeq names its product F-box and WD repeat domain containing 10B (gene FBXW10B). Gene Ontology annotation, molecular function: protein binding. The transcript has 14 exons. Bases 1 to 3153 code for a protein of 1050 amino acids. NCBI's taxonomy places the organism in Eukaryota, Metazoa, Chordata, Mammalia, Dermoptera, Cynocephalidae. The record is from RefSeq and is a predicted model, not a curated record.
AUGGAAAACCUGGACUCAAGGUUCAUGAAUGCCCCCUAUUUUCGCUGUGAGGAGAGAAACGAUUCGGUCCCCAUGUGCCAGAAGUGUGAAACAUGUAUCUUAGCAGGGAAGAUCUUCUCUACCAAAGAGUGGUUCCAAAGCAUCAACGAGCUAUGGCAGAGGAGGUUUCUAGUGAGCAUUCUGGAGCAGUUAAAGAGCUCAUAUUUGUUACACUAUUUCCAAGAUAUCCUUCAGACCACACAGGGAAAGGAUUUUCUCUCUAACCGGUACAGGAUCAGCCUCAGCAAGAGGGAGAGGAAAACUGGGAAGUCCUCCUUGAACCAAAUGUUGGAUAAAACAGUAGAACAGAAGAUGAAGGAGAUCUUGUACUGGUUUGGCAACAGCACCCACUGGACUAAGACAAAUUACACUCUCUUGCUGCUGCAGUUAUGCGACACCAGAUUACUGCUCACAGCUGCCAAUGUGAUCGGAGUCCUGUUUCUGAGAGAGCAGAGCAGUAUCUCAGGGCUUGAUGAAGAUUCCACCAAUAUGUUUUUUUUCCCUGAGAAAGAUUACAACUCUGAGUCUGAGACCUCACAUGUCUAUUGGGCAGCCAGAACCAGGCAAACAACCUUUUCUUUGUGCAAAGCCUCCGGAAAUGAAAAUGAGGGGGAAGAGGCAUCUAAAACUGAGGGACAGAGGAAGAGUUCGCUCCAGGGUGUUUCCGAGAUGAAUAGGCUGUAUUCUGGAAAAGCAGGAGCACCCAAACUGGGGUCUGAUCCUUGCAAUCUGUUGGUUGAUCUGGAUGAAGUCAGAGAACUGUCUUCUGGGUUCAGCAAACACCGGGACUUUAUCCGUCACCUGCCCGUCCACCUCUCCAAGUACAUUCUAAGAAUGUUGGAUAGAAACACCCUGAACAAGUGUGCCUCCGUGAGCCAGCACUGGGCUGCCCUGGCUCAGCAGGUCAAGAUGGACUUGUCCAUGCGUACCUUCAUUCAGAACCAGAUUGCCCUCUUGCAGGGCUCCUACAUGAGAGGAGUAGAUCCUCAUUAUGCCAACAGGCUUUCUGUCCCAGUUCCUAAAAUGGUAGAUGACGGGAAGAACGUGCGUGUGAAGAAUCAGAAGUUGAAACUGAGAACAAAGAAUGACUACAACCUGUGGACUGCAUACCAGAACCAGGAAACACAGCAGGUCCAGAUGGAGGAGAGAAAUGUUUUCUGUGGGACCUACAAUAUCCGCAUUCUCUCUGACGUGUGGGACCAAAACAGAGUCAUCCACUAUUCUGGAGGAAAUUUGGUGGCUGUGUCCUCUCAUCGGAAUAUCUAUCUUCUGGAUAUCACACAAAUAAAGGAAGUCCCCGUCAAGUUCCGAGGCCACGCUGGGAGUAUCCGGGCCCUCUUCUUGUGUGAGGACGAAAGCUUUCUCCUAAGUGGGAGUUUCGACCUAAGUAUCAGAUACUGGGAUCUGAAAAGUGGAGCUUGCACACGAAUCUUCAGUGGCCACCAGGGGACAGUCACUUGCUUGGAUUUAUAUAAGAAGAGGCUUGUAUCUGGAGCAAAAGAUUGCCAGGUGAAAGUAUGGGAUUUAGACACAGGAAAGAGCCUGAAGACGUUUAAACACAAGGACCCCAUCUUGGCCAUCAAGAUCAGUGACACAUACAUCGUGAGCAGCUGUGAGCAAGGGACAGUCAAAGUGUGGCACAUUGCCAUGGCCCAGCUAGUAAAGACUCUCACCGGCCACGAGGGAGCCGUGAAGUGCCUGUGCUUCGACCAGUGGCACCUCCUCUCGGGAGGUAGUGACGGCCUCGUCAUGGCCUGGAGCAUGGUGGGCACGCACGAGCGCUGUCUGACGGCCUUCAGGCACCCCAAAGAGGUGCUCCACGUGUCCCUUCUCUUCCUCCGGGUCAUCAGUGCCUGUGCAGAUGGCAAGAUCCGCAUUUACAAUUUCCUCAAUGGGAACUGUCUGAAGGUGAUAAAAGCCAGUGGCAGAGGUGAUCCUGUGCUGUCCUUCUUUAUUCAGGGCAACAGGAUGGUGGUCAACACAGAGAGCAAUAUUCUCAUGUUCCAGUUUGAGCAUAUAAAGUGGCAAUACUCCCUGGAAAGAAGUAAACAAAAGAAGCAUAAAGAGGAGGAAAAGGAAGAAAACAGCCUCAUGGACGUUGUCUCCAAGUCUAGCACUCAGUUUUACAGCCUGAGAGACUCUGCAUCCAGUAAACAAACCAUGACCCAGGAGUUCAUAUUAAGUAAACCUCACAGGUCCCGUGUUCUGCUGAAGGUGGCCAAGUUAUCUUCAGCGAUCUUACCAGAGGAACCUGAAAGUCAAGAAAAGCCAAAAUCACCCCAAAAAGUUGCAGAUAAUGUGGAAAAAGUACAAAAACAAGGACAACUGGAAACUCCUGAAGAAUUGGUCAAUCGCCCAAAGAAAAAGUCCUGGAAGGUCCCUAUGUCACCUGACCAAUUCCUCCUCACUGUCAACGCCCUGCAGCAAGCUCAUAAUUCAGGGGAAUUUGCUUAUCCCACUAGGCCCCAAACCCAAGUCAUUGAUGCCUGGGGACCUUCAAUAUCACACCCGAGGAAGGUCCUGAAUUUCAAAGGAAAAUCCGUCCAACAUGCAGUUGAUCAGUUGAGAUUCAGCAAUCCUCUCACAGAUAUGAAACAAACCAAUAUUCCUCUUGAAAUCCAGAAACUGCAGCCCAACUUGAAGAACUCUUUACACAGUCCCAGAGUCCAGUCCACCAUACCCCAGCCCAUGAUUAUCCGCUCCAGGCUCUCUGGUAGCUUUAAAGGGCAAGACCAAGUGGCCAGUUCAAUUGAAGAGGCAGUAUGCAGAAUGGGCCCCCUGACCAGUAGGCAGGUCAUUAAACCGAACCGCAUGCUAGCUCCACAAGUGGGGAUGGCCACCCUGUCUCUCAAGAAAGAAAGGCCUCACUUCUAUACGACCCUUGAUCCCCUUAGAUUGAACUCUGGGUUCAUGCUGUUGACCGUGAAGGAGGAGCAAGAGUACAGGGAAGCCAAGAUGAAGGAAUAUCAGGCUAGUGAGUCCACUGCAGCGGUCAAUCCAGGAAAAGCCAGCAAAGCUGCAUGGAUCCGGAAGAUCAAAGGCCUGCCUAUUGAUAAUUUCACCAAGCAAGGGAAAACAGCAGCCCCUGAACUUGGACAAAAUGUAUUUAUCUAA